Molecule: messenger RNA, 3624 nt
Organism: Rhineura floridana
Lineage: Eukaryota; Metazoa; Chordata; Lepidosauria; Squamata; Rhineuridae
Gene: TBX20
Product: T-box transcription factor 20
Exons: 9
Coding region: 358-1806 (482 amino acids)
Biological process (GO): regulation of transcription by RNA polymerase II; heart looping; positive regulation of DNA-templated transcription
Cellular component (GO): nucleus
Molecular function (GO): DNA-binding transcription factor activity, RNA polymerase II-specific; RNA polymerase II cis-regulatory region sequence-specific DNA binding
Source: RefSeq, a predicted model, not a curated record
CUACCCUGGCAGACGCCGCGGACCCGGCUUACGCUGGCUCCUGUCCUCCACCCGGAAUCCGCGCUCGCCUCCAUCCAGUCUUAAGGCAAAGGAAGAAAAACGAUCGCGACGUAACCUGCCCCCAGGCACCGCCCGCUGCAGCCAGCUUGUUUGCCCUAAACCUCCAGACUCGUCCUUGGGCGUCUGGAAAAGUUCUUUCCCGGCCUGAUCUUGGGGGACUCCCCUUCGCUUAUUUUGAACUUUGCGCCGCCUGGAAAACGAAGCGAAGCAAGGGGCUGUCGAUCAGGGUCGGAGGAACUUUCUGGCUCGGCGUGACUGUCUUUUUUUUGAGGGGGGGGGCGUCCUUGCUCCAACAUCAUGGAGUACACCGCCUCGCCCAAACCGCAGCUCUCCUCGCGGGCCAACGCCUUCUCCAUCGCGGCCCUCAUGUCCAGUGGGAGCUCCAAGGAGAAAGAGGGUGCCGAGAACACCAUCAAGCCUCUGGAGCAAUUUGUGGAGAAGUCCUCUUGCUCCCAGCCGCUGAACGACUUGUCCGGUUUGGAGCCGCAGGGGGAUUUCAGCAAUAGUAGCAGCAGUAGCAGCCCCUCCUCGCUGUGCACCGAGCCCCUUAUUCCCACCACUCCCAUCAUCCCCAGCGAGGAGAUGGCCAAGAUCUCCUGCAGUCUGGAGACCAAGGAGCUUUGGGACAAAUUCCACGAGCUGGGCACCGAGAUGAUCAUCACCAAAUCGGGAAGAAGAAUGUUUCCAACCAUUAGGGUUUCCUUUUCGGGCGUGGAUCCAGAAGCCAAGUUCAUCGUGCUUAUGGAUAUAGUCCCAGUGGACAAUAAGAGAUACAGAUAUGCCUACCACAGGUCUUCGUGGCUGGUUGCUGGCAAAGCGGACCCUCCUCUGCCUGCAAGACUGUACGUGCAUCCGGAUUCUCCGUUUACGGGGGAACAAUUGCUGAAGCAGAUGGUGUCCUUCGAAAAAGUGAAGCUAACAAACAACGAGCUGGAUCAGCACGGUCACAUAAUCUUGAAUUCAAUGCACAAAUAUCAACCUAGGGUGCACAUCAUCAAGAAGAAAGACCAUACAGCUUCCUUGCUUAACCUGAAGUCUGAAGAAUUCAGGACAUUUAUCUUUCCUGAGACUGUGUUUACGGCGGUCACUGCCUACCAGAACCAACUGAUAACCAAGCUGAAAAUCGACAGCAACCCGUUUGCUAAAGGAUUCAGGGACUCAUCGAGACUCACUGAUAUUGAGAGAAACAGGGGAAAGGGGCAUUCAGACCAAAGCAGCCUCUUCUUCUUUCUUCCCUUGCAAGAUCUUCCAGGAGAUAACGCAGUAUGCCACUGUCUUCAAUCACUUAAAAGAGAAAGUGUAGAGAGCCUUAUUCAAAAGCAUUCCUAUGCACGAUCCCCCAUCAGAACCUAUGGUGCAGAGGAUGAAGUUCUGGGAGAGGAGAACCAAGCAGCACAAAACAGAGGCUCAGCUUUUACCACAUCUGAUAAUUUGUCCCUCAGUUCCUGGGUCUCGUCCUCAUCGAGUUUCCCCGGAUUCCAGCAUCCGCAGUCCUUGACUGCUCUUGGUUCUGGCACUGCGUCCAUAGCCACCCCGAUUCCUCACCCAAUCCAAGGAUCCCUGCCUCCAUACAGCCGCCUGGGAAUGCCUCUAACGCCUUCUGCCAUUGCCAGCUCAAUGCAGGGAAGUGGCCCAACGUUCCCAUCUUUUCACAUGCCUAGGUACCACCAUUACUUUCAGCAGGGGCCUUAUGCGGCAAUUCAAGGACUGCGCCACUCCUCUGCAGUGAUGACACCAUUUGUAUGACUGACCUAAGGCAAGAGAAGCCAAGACUUGGCACACAAAUAUUCUUGGACCUGUUGAAAAGGCCAAAUGAGAAACAACUGAGAAAACUAGCUUGCAUAAAACGUUAUGGAGUUAGAUUCCUCUUUGGAGGGACCUGUGUUAAGGUAUGUAUGGAGCUUGAGUAGCUCAGAAGUCUGGCAUGGCCAAAAGGACUCCAAAUGUUGCAAGGUCUAUUGUUAAAUGCUGGCUGAUCUGAAGGUGCAUCAUAACCACUAGAUAUGAGGCUGUGUAUAGUUGUAUUGUGUAUAGAUUUCCCUUCCUAACAGAGGCAAAAGAGGCAAUAAUGUGCUAGUAACUUGAUUGCUUUUUAUAAAUACUGAAACAAAUAUUUGUUGCUUUGAGCAUGUUUAGGCUACUUCAGCAUUAAGUUCACUAUGAAAGAAACAGAAGGGCAAUAUUAUACAACCCUCAUCCUUUUAAUUCCUUUAUUUAUAAUACUGAUCCCAGGUCAUUGAGACUAUUGGGUAUAAUCCACUGGAAUUCCUCCUGCAUGAUCCCUGUUUGAAACGAAUGGAAGUUGUUUCAACAAACCAUAGCUAAGAGUAACCACAGUUUGCCAAAUUUGGAUGAUAUGACAGCUAUGGUUGGUCUAAAACAGAAGCAAAAAUCCCUGAACUUCUCCUUGCCACUGUGCUGGAGAAGGUGAAGGGAGCAUAUGAGCACAAGGUUUGCCUAGGCUUGUUCUCAUAAUUAUGGUUUAGGAGUGUCCACACCAAUCCAUUGUAUCAAUUCAGGCUUGACAUUAUAGAACAGUACCAAAAAUAAAAACUGAGAGACAGUCGCUUUGUGUAUCUUGAACUGAACCAAUUUAAAUAUCAGCUUGCUGGCACUGGGUUGGUUUUUGAAGAUCUCUUGAAAUCUGAAGCAUUUCGAGUUGUAUCUAGUAUCUUGGGUCAAGAUAGCAAUGGAUCAUGUAGCUUGGUUUCUCCUUGGAAAGUGACGACGGAGAUGACUGUGGAUUGUUCCACCUUCUGUUAUUUCUUGCAGAAGUUAGAGAGGAUUUGUGGUGACUUGGUAUACUAAUAUGUGGCAACUGUAAUCUGUAUCUCGCUGUCAUCAUCUACAGUGUCAAGAUCUCUGGAAGUGGUGAGGGUGAGGUUUAGCACAGUGUUACUUUGCUGAACACUGUACCAAACUAAAGAGGAGCAUAAUCUCCAUUUCAACUCAGGCUUGUUCUAUAUAUUACUCAGGCCUGAUCCAUACACAUUACUGUGUGGAUGGAUCCUGUAACAAGAUCCUCUGCCUGUCCCAUAAUUUGGUAGGAUCUUAUGAGUGCUAUUGACACCAGUGUUUGUGGGCCAUACUUAGAGCUCAUGGUCAUGCCCAUCUGGGUCUAUUUAUCUAUUGUAGAGCUUUUACAUCCUGCCGUUCCUGGGGCUUAAGAUAGUAUGCAUAAGAUUUCCAGGUGGUCGCUCAUCUGGGUAUAUACCCAAACUACUUGACUUCAACAAGGUGGCUGCAUGAUGUGGCCGCAGAGCACACCUGGGGCCCCAGCAAUCUUAUAUAUCAACAAACAUUAUUGGAACAUUGUGGGAACCCACCACAGACAACUGACUACCAUGCUGCCCUGGCUUUGUAUCAACCAAGCCUACCUGUGCUUGGAAGAAUCUGUUCAAUGGGAAAUAUACAAAUGGGAAGUCACAGUUGGCACCUAUUGUUAUCUGCAUUUUGGUAUAAAAGGUGAGAUGUGAGGCAUUUCUUUUGUUUUCUUGAUUAUUAUUCAAUGCAGAGCGCUGCAAAUUCAGUAGAGCAUGAGAAUUAAUACAGAUAAUGUUUUUA